This is a messenger RNA of Spodoptera litura, 501 nucleotides long. RefSeq lists its product as uncharacterized. NCBI's taxonomy places the organism in Eukaryota, Metazoa, Arthropoda, Insecta, Lepidoptera, Noctuidae. The record is from RefSeq and is a predicted model, not a curated record.
AUGAUCAUUAUCUACAUUGAUAUACUGCUGUUAAUUAUAUUGUUAUGCCUGACGGUGUUCAUGUGCGGGUAUUGUUUCUACCGCAUCAACAGAAUGCGUCAGAAUGGAGAGAUCGCAAUAUUGUUGAGGCCGACUAAAGUUGUCUUCUCUCACAAGAAGGAGGGACAGUCUGCUGAAGAACUGAGAACGGUAGUAGCCUACCAGAACCCAUUUACUGGGGACUACUGCGUCCACAAGAGUAGAGCUGGUCCUAAGGGCUACGUGAACAAUCUGCAGCCGGAGUCUCCUGAUAGUGGCGUGUCUGAUGAGUAUGAGCCCUUGAACCUGGAGCCUGUAGGUCCACAGCCACAACUGCCGCAUGUGGAGCAGGAUAAGAUGCCGCCUGGCAUCAUUGCUAUGCCACAGCCUGACUACUCAAUAAAGCUGCAAAUGAGUCCAAACAACGACUACAACAGCGUCAACAAAACUUGGAACUGGAACUACAAGGAGUAUCAGAUCUGA